AUGGUGCAGUGGUUUGAGAAAUGCCAUCAACUGUGGAUCCACCAUGGCCUACAAUGGGACGAGACUAUGUUUACUCUCUCUGAAAACUUUUUAAACGCCUUAAUGGUGAUUCAUGAGUCUUGCAAAGAGGGAACUCACAAGGUCACAGAGUUUUUCCUGUAUCCUGUUGGACAGCUGGCUGUAGACCCAAGAAUAUACAUCCUGAUUCAGAAAGAGGCCAUUCGUAAAUAUAACUUGAUUCUGGACAAAAUCCCAGUGGAGUUUAAGGAAAACAGAAGAAUCUUAACAUCACAGGAGGGUUCAGAUAUAAUGUCCAAACUGGCUGCUCAAAUAUUGGAGGGUGGUGAUUAUGACUUGCAGUCGUCAUUGAUGGAAGCAUUGUGUAGAAUGGCUGUUCCUGGGCAGAGGAAGAAGCUAGCAGAUCGAUGGUUCAGCAUGGCACAUGUUGCCAGUGCUUUUGCUCAGAUCAAAGAUUCAGAGUUUGAGACGACUUGUCGCAGGUUUCUAAACAUGGUGAAUGGGAUGCAGGGAGACAAACGAAGAGUGUACUCUUACCCUUGUUUGGAAGUUUAUUUGGGAGAGUAUGAGCUGCUGAUGCCCUCAGAUGAGAAGCUUGAGGAAUUCUGGAUUGACUUCAAUCUCGGCAGUCACAGCAUCUCCUUCUACUUCUCCUUGCCUGAUGAAGAGGAGGGCCAUUGGGAAACAAUAUGCAUCACUGGGAAUGAAGUCCAAAGCUACACUGUCACAGAGGAGAGCAAGCAUCAAGUUUUGCAGAUAAAGCUGUCAGAGGUAGUGGUUGUUGGUUCAGUGGAGGGAUCCCAUCUUACCAUCCAUUUCAGCUCCUCUCUAGACAUUCUACAGGCUGCUAAAGCUGUCUAUGGACAAAGGAAAAGAAAACACACACAUGUAGUGAAAACAGCAGGUAAAACAAUGUUAGAAGAAAACAACACCCAGGUUGUUCCAGAAAGCCAGGUGUCCCUCAGUGAAAGUGAGAAAACUACAGCACCAAAUGUUUUAUCCACUCCAGCUGCAGCUGUACAAAUGUCGACCCCUGCCAAAAUAAGGAUGUCGGAAUCCAUUUCUUACAUUAGCAUCAGUGAAGGAGGAUCUGUGUAUAGUAACAGUUCUCUUUCCUCUUUAUGUACUUCAGACAAAAACAAGACCUCUCUGGAAAAGAUUUGUUCACGUGACCCAAGUGUUAAGAGCUGCAAAUAUAGCACAACACCAAGCAUCACAAAUGCAGUUGACAUUAAAGAGCAGAAGAUGCCACAGGCUGAAGCAGAACAUGUGGCUGUAUCUGAACAAGGAAAGAGUCAGGAGCACUACUUUAUACCUGACACACAACCCAAAGUGGGAUGUAACCCAUCUUCUACCUGGAGCAAAUUCUCAGUUUCUGAAAUGCUAAUGAUGCCAACACAGAAAAUUGGAUCUUUCCCAAGACCUGAGUCUGAUUCUAGAGUUGAGAGACAGCUGGAUCAACGUCCAUCCUCUGCACAGAAACUGUCAAUUUCAGACUCAAGCCUCAUUCUCCAAAAGCAGUUUCAUAGUGAAUUGACACAGCAACUGCAGCCACUCCUCAAUGAGCGAACCAAAGAUCCUCAAUACGAGGCAGCAACUGCCCUACAGAAAAAAAUGUCUAAUGCCAGAAGAAACUCGAAAGACCAAAGCUCUGAAAGCAUGCAUAACUCUUCAUUGCACUCACCUAAAGUGCAGCAGGUUCCAAAAAACUACCAAUGCAAAGAAGAAAGUAAAGGUCAGACGUCGCUGAAGGUAGACAUUGUUCCAACGAAAACUUCACUAAAGACAUGCGCAACCAAAACAGUGCAGGAGAGAAAAAUAUCCAGUAAUAAAGAGGACACUAAGGUUGAUCUUUCAAGCAAAGAAAAAAGAGAUGCAAAAGUUACUUCCAGCAUGGUAAAGCUCAUUUCUAGUCAUUAUGAAAUUCAAACCAGGUCUGCAGCAACAGAUUCUUCAGAAAAUACUGUCCAGAACUGGAUUCCUCCUCUUGUCAACAGACCAAUCUUCAACAUGAAGGCUUUUUCAUCUGGAAAAAACAAAAUGCCAAAAGGUGUGAGCUCAAGAAAGUCCUUUAACAAAACCACAAUAAAGUGUGUCACGCAGAGAAAAGACACAUUUUCAUUCAACAUUGAUUCACCCGUCUGCAUUGGGGUAGAGAACAAAAUUCUAAACAACACAUUAGACACAUCAAACAGUGACAUCCAGAUCUCUUCCACACGUCGCAAUACAACCAAGAAAGCACAACUGGAACCACUGGCCAAAAACAAGCGAUAUGUGAAAAAACAUCUGUUUAGCGACACAGACACAGACAAUGCUGUGACAGAAGUCAGCUGGCUGACGGAAUCUGCUAGGAAGUCCAAACCCCAAGUUACCAAAUAUACCAGACAGGCACUCCCCAAAUCCAAAGCCACCCCUCCUCAGUCUCCGGGCAAAUCCCCAAAUGUUCUCCCAGCUGCUCCAAAAGCAACAAAGGGCAAUAACAAGCAACGCAAAGCACUGACAAUGAAGCCUGUGGAAGAAGCGGCAGUGGCAGCACCCAGCGGACCACAUGCAGCUGGCAGGAGACCUAAGAGAGCAGCAGCCACUUCUACCAAAUGUUACCGAGAUCCAGAUACUGAUGGGAGCCAGUCUGAAACAGAGGAGGCUCAUGCAUCUAAGCGCUUGUCUGCUGACAAGCUGAAGAAUGAUGUGAAGAUUCAAGAAGCUACUCAGACCAAGAAGAAAACUGCCAGCAGACAGCAAACCAAAAUGAAGCCACAGCCUGCAUCAAAUACGCCAACAACCUCUAAGUUAGAGACAUGCCAUGAAGGGAAGCAAGAAAACCGUGAGAUCUGUUCAAAGGAUCCACAAGUUAAAAAGAGAAAAGGCCUCUCUGACCAGCCUGCAGAAAGCUGCAGAAGACGAGAUGAACGUAGUUGGUCAGAUCUGAAAAAACAAUCUGAUGUCAAGGUUAGGCCUGGAAAUGCUUUUCAAGAAACUUCAAAACUGAAUAAGAAAAAUGUCAUCCCUGACCGAGAACAAAUAAGUUCUUUGAAGGAUUCCUUGGCUGCCGGCCAAACCUCUUUCUGUCCAUCGCCUCCUUUCAUCGAACACAUGAGAACUGCUGAGAGGUCAGCCCCAGCCUUGCAUUUGACCUGCUCCACUGUCCUCACCCCAUGGGUAUCCCCACUCUCUGCCUCUCCUAAGCCUCCCUGCCAGGAAUCCCCCUCUCCCGUCCCGCUGCUACCCAAACCUCACUCGACAGUCAGCAGUAAAAGAAAAUGCAAACCAUCUUCCUUCUACAAAGCAGAAAAGAACAACAGCUCAUCCAAGACUAAGUUCAUCCAGUCUGUUCCCUCUCCCUGCUCAUCAAAAGGUCAAACCCCUGCACCCAGUCCUCCCACUGGACUGAGUGCAACAGAGAUGUGUGUAGACCAGCAGCAUCUGUCCUCCACACCUCAGGCUCUUUUACCUCCGUCCACACAGGCCCUAUUGACAUCCACUCUUCUUGAGCUGGACAAACCACCUGUCGCCUCGGCUUCUUCAUCACCCUUACCUGAAGACACUGUUAGCUACGGAUGCCACCUUGACUUCAGUAAAGUGUCUUCAGCAUCCCUGGCAUCACUGAGCCAUUCAUCCCCUAAGUCAUCAGUACCCAGCCGAAAACACAACAGCUCCUCUGCUUUCAUGAAUAAGUGUUUUAAAUCAGAGGAAACACCAGUUAAAGGGAACGACAUUGAACUUACACAGCCUCUUUACUCAGGACCAAGUCGUAAGCGUCAUGUAUCAUCCAGUAAUUCUGAGGAAGCUAAGAAGGAAAAGAACAAAAAAAGCAAGAUCAGAACGCAGCGUUCACCUCGAAUGAAGCCUAGGAAAUUGUUCAAGUCCUUUGCUGAGGCGUCUGCUUUGGAGGGACAGAGCAACAUAAGUUCCACUAACUGGGAGGAUGAAGUUGUGGAUGAAGACAUGGAGAUGAAUGAUGAGUUAAAUCUGCCAGAAAUUACUUUAAACCCAAACAGCCUUUGUCAGCAAAUGAACUCUGAGCUGAAAAACAAAUUCCAGAACCAUUGUAAAAUGAUGGAGAUCUACAAUAAGCAGUCUUUAAAGACGGUGCAACAACAUGUCUCUUCCAUUAAUGUGCAGCUUACUAAACACAGAACUCAGAGGCUUGAACAGGUUAAAAAGGUCAUCUUGGAAGAGAUCCACAUGAUGGAGCAGGAUGACGGCAUGCUGAACAAUAUGGAGAAAGAUCUGACUAUGAUGUGGAAAAAGCAGAUCAAGGCUUUCCAUUCUUACCAGAAGCAAGAAGUCUUGAGAAACGAUACAUUAAAGAGAACCCUCCAGGGCAGUGUGCAUCAGAGCCUUCAAUACGAGGAGGGAAUAUUCACAUCAGAGAUGGGGCUAAUAGGAACGGAGAUGAAAUCAGUUCAGGACAGACUCCUCAUUGAGAUGCAAGAGGGAGAGAUCCAGAGUGUGAAGCGAGGACUGCGGGCUUUGUUUUUCCCCUGA
This is a messenger RNA of Nematolebias whitei (Rio pearlfish), 4506 nucleotides long. It is a transcript of the gene sycp2, whose product is annotated as synaptonemal complex protein 2. The record is from RefSeq and is a predicted model, not a curated record. The coding region runs from base 1 to 4506 and encodes 1501 amino acids. Lineage: Eukaryota; Metazoa; Chordata; Actinopteri; Cyprinodontiformes; Rivulidae. The transcript has 42 exons.